AUGGCCACGCCUGCAGCCGACGACGAUCCUUUGGUGCCUCUCACGAACUGCUUUCCCGGCGUAAUACUCAGUCCUUCCAAGAUCCCAUACACCUGCGAAGUUAACAAUGCCCAAACACUGAUUGGCUUGAACCUCUCCGCCUCGUACUACACCUCAGUUCUCACUCCUGAAUGGCCGGCGACUCUUGAUACGAAAACCGAUACCAUUACAUUCAUGCCUGAUCGUGGGGCACCUUCAGGACGUUGGGAAUUGGUCAUAACACGUAUUUCUGUUGAUGGAAACUCUGACACUCCUAUGACGACCAAUAAGAGCNAAUGA
Molecule: messenger RNA, 318 nt
Organism: Trypanosoma grayi
Lineage: Eukaryota; Euglenozoa; Kinetoplastea; Trypanosomatida; Trypanosomatidae
Exons: 1
Coding region: 1-318 (105 amino acids)
Source: RefSeq, a predicted model, not a curated record